Molecule: messenger RNA, 2176 nt
Organism: Echinops telfairi (small Madagascar hedgehog)
Lineage: Eukaryota; Metazoa; Chordata; Mammalia; Afrosoricida; Tenrecidae
Gene: SPATA2L
Product: spermatogenesis associated 2 like
Exons: 2
Coding region: 420-1532 (370 amino acids)
Cellular component (GO): cytoplasm
Source: RefSeq, a predicted model, not a curated record
UGGUGGAAGAGCGCUGAGGCGGAGCGGCUACAGCUGUUCCCGGCCGCUAGGGACUAGCAGGGACGUUUCUGGCUUGUGGGCCUCACAGAAUGGUCGGGUGGGCUCUGGGCUGUGGUCCAGGAGGGCUCAGUUGAGGUCCCGAGCCUUCUGAGGGGCGCUGCACAUACAGAGGUGGGGCGCUCAACUUGCAGGAGAGGAGUCUCCAACCUGGGGAGGCUGUGGGUCCUAGGGGUCGCUCGGCCGCGGGACCGGGUGUGAGGCGCUGGCGCCGCCUCCGCCCCUUUACCCGUAGGUCCGUGGGGCGGGCACUCCAAGCACCGGAGCGCUGUAGAUGCCCGGCGGGGUGCCACCGCUGGAGAGUUGAGGAGGGGCUCGGCUGACGGUGCGGGGUCCGGCCCCCCACGCUCACUGCCCCCAGGAUGGGCAGCACGACGCUGUCGGAGGACUACCGCCUCUGCCUGGAGCGCGAGCUGCGGCGCGGGCGCGCGGGCGUGUGCGGAGACCCCUCGCUGCGCGCCGUGCUCUGGCAGAUCCUGGUGGAGGACUUCGACCUGCACGGGGCGCUCCAGGACGACGCGCUGGCGCUGCUCACCGACGGCCUGUGGGGCCGCGCCGACCUGGCGCCCGCACUGCGCGGCCUGGCCCGCGCCUUCGAGCUGCUCGAGCUGGCCGCCGUGCACCUGUACCUGCUGCCCUGGAGAAAGGAGUUCACCACCAUCAAGACCUUCUCUGGGGGCUACGUGCACGUGUUGAAGGGGGCACUCUCUGAGGACCUUCUCACCAGGAGCUUCCAGAAGAUGGGCUACGCUCGCAAAGACAACCACAGCCUCACCGUGACAGCACCAGCCCCUGCCAGGCAGCUAGUGCAGGUGGCCCUGGGCUGCUUCGCACUGCGCCUGGAGUGUGAGAUCAUGGAUGAGGUGCUGGCCCGGCUGGGCACCAGCCUGCUACCGGCUGAAGCCCUGCUGGAGGCUCGGCGAGCCAGUGGAGAUGUGGCCUCCUGUGUGGCCUGGCUGCAGCAGAGGUUAGCCCGGCCAGAGGAGCCACCGCCCCUGCCCCCCCGCAGCUCCCUGGCCGCCUUUGGGUGCCCACUGGACCUGUACCGGGACCUGGCUGAGGACGAGAUCUCAGAGGAGGAGAGCAGUCUGUAUUGCCAAGCGCCACCUCAGCCCAUGAAGAGCAGCCCCUUGCCAAGCGCCACCUCAGCCCAUGAAGAGCAGGCCUAUGAGACACCCCUCUGGGAGCAGAGCGCCCAAGUUUGGGGUAUUGGAGGUCCAGCAUGGGAAGCCUCGGCCGACAGUCCGCCCUAUGGGGCCCUGGAAGAGCAGCCAGAACCACCCCCCUUCUCCUUCCUGACUUUGCGCCAGGAACUGGGCCGGCCAGCUGACUUUGCCAGUCCCGAGGACUUUGCAGGGCACAGCUGCUUGCGGUCUGGUGUGCUACAGCCAUCCCUAGGCGAGCCACUGAGGCGCCCAUGGCUGUCACGCUCCCGAACAGACACCCUGGAUGGUGCCCCUUGGGCCAGACCAUAGGCCCCAGCGGCAGUCUCGGAGCUCCAGGAGUUAUAGGGGUGGGUGAUGGUGCUAUCAGGGCGUGGCCUCUGAAGGCCCGGCCUCUGCCCACCCCGGACCACAUGAGGGCAGAGGCCUCUCAGGGUGGCCAGGACUGUGGGACCAGCACGCAGCCUGUCCUCAGGGGCCAGCCCUAGGCCUGUGCAUGCUGGGCAAAGAGCCCAUCUGUCCUAAAAGGGUCCCUGCCCUCCUUUGAUGCCUUGUCCCCCAGCUUUGCAUGCAAAUUCACACCCCACCUUUAGGAAUGUAUCCUCCCAGAUGGGAGACCUAAUGCCCUCUGGGCUCUCGCCCCCCUUCCCCCCCCCCCCAGCCUGCUGUCCAGGCGCUCACAGGGAGGGUAGCCAUGGCUGAGAGGGACAUGAAGCCUCCACACCUGGGCUGGCCCCACGACAUUAUCCUGACAACCAGGGUGUGGGGUCCCAGGCUGGAGGGGCAGGUGGACAUGUAGGUUACAGCUGUGAGCUUCGGCAGUCCCUGUUCCCCUCACCUAGCACUGCACCUUUCCUACCCAGCACCCUCCUCUCCCCUCCCUAAUCCUCAGGAUGACCCCAUGUGGCACACAAAUUGCAACCUCAAGGACAUUAAACGAGUGACUGCACCCACAA